Ictalurus punctatus (channel catfish) is the source of this 2608-nucleotide messenger RNA. RefSeq names its product SRY-box transcription factor 18 (gene sox18). Bases 291 to 1589 code for a protein of 432 amino acids. Gene Ontology annotation, biological process: positive regulation of transcription by RNA polymerase II; angiogenesis; vasculogenesis. The transcript has 2 exons. Lineage: Eukaryota; Metazoa; Chordata; Actinopteri; Siluriformes; Ictaluridae. The record is from RefSeq and is a predicted model, not a curated record. Gene Ontology annotation, molecular function: RNA polymerase II cis-regulatory region sequence-specific DNA binding; DNA-binding transcription factor activity, RNA polymerase II-specific.
UCAGAUUUUGAGCAGAAAACACUCAGUCCACUUGGACAGCAGGAGAUACUGAGCACUGGCAUACAUCUUUGGGAAUUAAUUUUUCUUAUCUACCAACAUCAGACCACAUUCCUACUUUGAUUCUUGUCAUUUUUGUUUUUCUGUUCUCUAAUUUUUUAUUAUAAUUUUUUUUACAUGCGUAUACAGGGAGCAUAAUUGCAGUACAAACAACCAGAAAAAAUUGACAGGUCCUGCAAUUGGCUUUAAUUAAGCAAACUUUGUGUCAUCAUCACAAGGUGGUCUUUGCUGGAAUGAAUAUAUCUGAGUCUAGUUAUUGUCCAGAGGCCAGCACUCAGCCCAGCCAGGUUGUGGAGUGUGGAGCAUGGGUUGCUUCGUCAACUUCCAGCCCAAUAGGUCCUGAGCGGAGCCGCAGGUUUGAUCAUGAAGCAGUUGGUGGAGUGAAGGAGAGGAGAACAGGAAGCCCAGAUUCAAGCCAAGCCAGUGAGGGAAAGUGUGGGGCUGAGCCGAGGAUCCGCAGGCCCAUGAAUGCCUUUAUGGUGUGGGCUAAGGAUGAACGCAAGAGAUUGGCAUUGCAGAAUCCAGAUCUGCACAAUGCUGUGUUAAGCAAAAUGCUAGGCCAGUCCUGGAAGGCUCUGAGUACGCUGGACAAGCGUCCCUUCGUAGAGGAAGCCGAACGCCUCCGGCUGCAACAUCUCCAUGAUCAUCCCAACUACAAAUACCGGCCUCGGCGCAAAAAGCAGGCCAAAAAGAUGAAGCGAGUGGAGCCUGGUCUACUUCUCCAUGGUCUUGGUGGAUGCUCUGGGAGUGGAGAUGCCUAUCCCCAGCACCCUCAUCCCCACCACCUUCUUCCCUCGUUGGGCCAUUUCCGAGAUCUUCACCAUGGAUCUGGUGUACAGGAUCUGGAGCUCUAUGGCCUCCCUACGCCUGAGAUGUCUCCUCUAGAUGUGCUGGAGGAGGGUGGAGGAGACUCUGUCUUCUUUCCCCAUCACAUGCAGGAUGAUGUGGGCUUGGCACCUUGGGUCAACUACCACCAGCACCCACAGCAAAGCCAAAGCCACCAUGCUAACCACCAUCCCCCGAAUGUUCACUCCCUCCACCACUCCCACCCCCACCUCAACCAGAAACCUGCACCAGGUUGCCGUUCCAUGCAGGAGAAAUGCUCAGAACCUACGAACCCUCACAAUCUCUUCCCUUCCCAUUCUAGUACAUCUCUCCCAGAACAGGCCAAGGUCCCACAACCCUCUAGUGCUCCACUUCAAAGUGUUUACUAUGGUCAGAUUUAUGGAAACACACCACAACAGCCCUUUACCUCUCAACUUGGCCAACUUUCACCCCCUCCAGAAUCUUCUACCCCUGUUCCUACUCCCUCUGCCUCCCAGGUUCCACCACCCUCCCUGGAAAAUAACGACCACCUAGGACCUUCAGCAGAUUUCUGGAGCGAUGUGGACCAUCAUGAGUUUGAACAGUAUUUGAGUGCCAGCAGGACUCGAGUAAACAGGAGCACUGCAUGUGAAGAGAGCAGCACACUCAUAUCAGCCCUCUCUGAUGCCAGCAAUGCUGUCUACUACAGCACCUGUAUUACUGGAUAAAGACAUAACUCUCUAGCAAAUGCUAGUUUUAAAAUCAGGUGUAUAUGAUUUUUUUUUGUUAUUCAAGAUUAUGUUUAUUUGAUCAACUGCUUUGAGCUGAUUAAAUUUUCAUCCUAAGUGUCAAGUGAGUCAUUUCAAAUGUUGUUUAGGAAAUGUAAUAGCUGGGGGGGGGGGUUAGGAGUUGCGGAUGAAUACGUGUACAUUACAGACUACAGAAAGAUGCAUCAUAUUGCACCUCUUUUUAAGGGUUUUAUAAUAUAGUUCUGUAGGCCACAGUCAAUUUGUCCAUAGUCAGUUUGUCCAUAGUUUAGCAGACUACAUUCAGCUACAGUAUUCAUAUAUACCAGUCACAGUAAUGUUCAUAUCAAAUAAGGCUCAAAAAGCAGGGACAAUAAGAAUGUGAAUGUUUCUUUCAUUUUCUCAGAGGGUUUUGUAUUUACAAAUGAUUUUUUUUUAAUCUUUCUUUUAUAUAAUUGUUUUAAAAAAUAUUACAUUUGCACUGGGUCAGAAUGUUUUGAACUGUAUGAGAAACCACUCGAAACUCCUGCACUUGAUGUCUCUCAAGCAAAGAAAGUCAUGUUCAUGAAAGAGACCACAAAAUCAUCUCUGGAAUUUGGAUCUGUUGAAGGCUGUAAUUUAUUGUGUAUUUUCUUGCCGUAUGACUGAAAAGGUCAUUUAGUAUAUAUGUAUUUUAUUAAUCCUCUGUAAAUGUAUUCUGUAAUCCUCUGAGUCAGCAUUGAGAGACAUGUUGAGUUAGUAAUAACUUUCCAGCUUUUGGUAAUAAUUAUCUUCAAAUAGAAGUCUUUUCAAUAUAAAAAAAAAAUGUCUCUCAGCCAUUGAAUCAAAACAAGUAAUUGGAAACACACAAUUCGUUUCAUAGAAUUGUUUCCCACACUGAAGAGGACAUAUACAUUUUGAUUUUAUACAUGUGAAUAGUUGUUGUUCUUAAAAAAUGCAUUUGUAUUGCACAUCCACACAUUUCACUGAGUAUUUUUCAAAAAUAAAGGCUUAAAACAUGA